AUGGUCGAGCAGCCAGAGCAACCAGAGCCGGAAGAUGUACCUUUGAUCGACCUCCUUGGUGGACCCAAGCGUAUCAAAGACUACCAGCAGGCUUCUCUCAGGGUUGGGCAGCGCGUCUCUGAGAUGCUGCGUGCGGGCGAAGCGGCGGCGGCGCAGCCAGCCAUCUUCCAGGGCAUGGGAAUCGAGAAUAUGCUGAAGCUCGCCACUGGAUUCAAAAAGAGCUUUGAUGAGCUGUGCACCAAGCUGAAACACAAGCUGCACCAACAUGUCUCACAAACUCCAGGAUACGGUGUUGAGUUUUGCUCAGCGGCCAUCAAAUCUGUGGCAUCUGCUGCAAGCAAAGUGAACACUGAAUACCACGGAGAUUGCCGACAAUUGAAGGAUGUGGUACGUGGAACCUUAGUGAUUACCUGUGAACACAUUAGCGACCAGACCAUUGGAGUGGCCUACGACUUGCUCGAAGUCUUGGUGAGUUCUGCAGAUGAGCUGCGUGAUUUCAAGGCACACUUUACCCGUUUCUCCGACCGAUACCAACGGCCUGUGGGACCUUCCAAGUACCGAGACUGGCUCUUCUUGCUAAAGAUCAACGACUUUAUUUGUGAGUUGCAGGUGAACUUUAAGAAAGCCGUGGAAGUGAAGCAAGAUGUGCAGCACGACGUCUAUGAGAAGGAACGCCUUGGUACCCGGAAGCUCUUGGAAGCUACAAUGAUGAAUGACGAGAACAUGGUUCGCAUCCUCCUGUCCACGGACAUUGAUACCAAGCAUUUAGUUGGAGCAAGGGACUGUCAUGGCUUCACUCCCUUGCACUAUGCUGCCCGGCACGGUUCCCGAAGGAUGAUCGAACUCCUUUUGACAGCUUUCGCGGAUGUGGCUGCCAUGGACUGCGAGGGCAACCCACCGUUGUACCAUGCAGUUAUGAUGGAGCAUGCAGAUGCGAGUUCACUAUUGCUGGAGCAGAUGAUGAAGCUGCAAAAGAACUGGAAAGUGCCUGGAUUGCAGAAUUCUCUUCAAGCCAUUUGGGGAGCCGUUUUUCAUUCAACUGUGGAAGAGAUGAGGCAGCUAGCGGGAAAUGUAGCUCUCCUUGCCCAGAAGUCAUACUCAUCAGCAAUAUCUCACCUUCAUGGGAUAGUGCAUUCGGGAGACACGCUGGCGAUGCGCGCCGCUAUCAAAACAAUGCCUUACUCCUGGCAAGCAGUGGGUUGGCUACACCCCUUGUUCGACAAGCAGACUGCCAUCAACUGCGGAUUGGCUGAUCGGGCAAUUUUGAGUGGCUGCGUGGAUAUGGCACAGAUGGUGAAAGAUCAUGGAGCAGAAAAAGGAUUUCCUGUAUCAUCACAAAUGCAAAGCUCUGAUCUGCCUCUUGUAGGGCAUGAUGAGAUCGAGGAACUCCACAGGCUGGUCGCACGUGGCGACAUCGGUCAAUUUCGUGCUGCCCACAUGCUUCAGCACCGAGAUCCACAAGAGCUGGCCAAUCUUCUCAUGACAGCCUGUCAGUUUCGGCAACUGGAAAUGGCAUACACCAUUUGGAGAACGAAUGAAGAGAUUGGCCAAGUCCUUGAUGGCAACAACAGGAAGGCCUUGGCAGAAUUGGGGGGAGACGCAGCAGCCCUAGGGCAUGUGGAUUUUGUCCGCUUGGUCAUCGAAGCUCACGUGCCACUGAACCACAUAUCCGAGCUGACAGGGAGGUCCAUGGUUGAAAGAGCGGCUUUAACAGGUCAGCUAGAGAUCAUCAGUGCAUUGGCGGAUGCCAAUGCCUCAGUUGGGUGUGACGCUCUUUCCUUUGCACUCUUCUAUGGGGAGGCCAAGGCAGCAGAGCUCCUGAUCGAAAAGGGUGCAGACCCUCAUCAAGAGUUCGGGCCAACGGGACUCCAUGGUCCCCUGACUCAAGCUAUAGGCAGCAAUCGGCCAGAAAUGCUGCAGUUGCUCGCAGAACGAGGUGUAGACGUCGCCAGUGAAGAGUCACUUCAAAUGGCUGCAGCGCUUCAAGCCCAGGAAUCACUGGCCUUCCUACAGCAGAAACUUGCCGAAAGGAACUCCUAG
This is a messenger RNA of Durusdinium trenchii, 2040 nucleotides long. The record is from the annotation of a GenBank genome assembly. NCBI's taxonomy places the organism in Eukaryota, Dinophyceae, Suessiales, Symbiodiniaceae.